Molecule: messenger RNA, 6812 nt
Organism: Drosophila kikkawai
Lineage: Eukaryota; Metazoa; Arthropoda; Insecta; Diptera; Drosophilidae
Gene: zip
Product: myosin heavy chain 10
Cellular component (GO): cytoplasm; myosin II complex; myosin filament
Molecular function (GO): actin filament binding; ATP binding; microfilament motor activity
Source: RefSeq, a predicted model, not a curated record
GCAACACUGCACUACCAAUAUCAACAAAUUUAAACAAUUAAAUUCAAAAAAAAAGUUGCAGCGAGCGGACGUGUUUCGACAGAGUCUCUAAAAGUGUGUGAAGCCUCCGUAGCGCCGAUUACAAGCCGCAAACUAACAAGAAACAACCACGCUACGGAAAGGAACGAGCAGAAAGACUAAUUAAACCGCGCCACAGGUCCAACCGCCGCCAAAAUGUCGGAAGAAGUCGAUCGCAACGAUCCGGAGCUCAAGUACCUCUCGGUGGAGCGCAACCAGUUCAACGAUCCGGCCACACAGGCCGAGUGGACACAGAAGCGUCUGGUGUGGGUGCCGCACGAGAAUCAGGGCUUCGUGGCUGCCAGCAUUAAGCGGGAGCAUGGCGACGAGGUCGAGGUGGAACUGGCCGAGACCGGCAAGCGGGUGAUGAUCCUACGCGACGACAUACAGAAGAUGAAUCCGCCAAAGUUCGACAAAGUCGAGGACAUGGCCGAGCUGACGUGCCUGAACGAGGCCUCCGUGCUGCACAACAUCAAGGACAGAUAUUACUCUGGCCUGAUCUAUACAUAUUCCGGUCUCUUCUGCGUUGUGGUUAAUCCCUACAAGAAGCUGCCCAUUUACACCGAAAAGAUAAUGGAGCGGUACAAGGGCAUAAAGCGACAUGAAGUGCCUCCGCAUGUAUUUGCAAUAACGGAUAGUGCCUAUAGAAACAUGUUGGGUGAUCGCGAAGACCAAUCGAUCUUGUGUACUGGCGAGUCGGGUGCUGGCAAAACGGAGAACACCAAGAAGGUCAUCCAGUUUCUGGCCUAUGUGGCAGCCUCCAAGCCCAAGGGCUCGGGUGCGGUGCCGAAUCCCGCCGUGCUCAUUGGCGAGCUGGAGCAACAGCUGCUGCAGGCGAAUCCCAUUCUGGAGGCCUUCGGCAACGCCAAGACCGUCAAGAACGACAACUCGUCGCGUUUCGGCAAGUUCAUCCGGAUCAACUUUGAUGCCUCCGGCUUCAUCUCGGGGGCCAACAUUGAGACCUAUCUGCUGGAGAAGUCGCGUGCCAUUCGUCAAGCGAAGGACGAACGAACAUUCCAUAUUUUCUACCAACUGCUGGCGGGCGCCUCGCCGGAGCAGCGCGAAAAGUUCAUACUCGAUGACGUCAAGUCGUAUGCAUUCCUGUCCAACGGCAGCUUGCCCGUGCCCGGCGUGGACGACUAUGCCGAGUUCCAGGCCACGGUCAAGUCGAUGAACAUCAUGGGCAUGACAUCCGAGGACUUCAACUCGAUAUUCCGCAUCGUGAGCGCCGUCCUCCUGUUCGGCAGCAUGAAGUUCCGACAGGAGCGCAACAACGACCAGGCCACGCUCCCAGACAACACGGUGGCCCAGAAGAUCGCCCACCUGCUCGGCCUCAGUGUGACGGACAUGACGCGAGCCUUCCUGACGCCACGCAUCAAGGUGGGCCGCGACUUUGUCACCAAGGCCCAGACCAAGGAGCAGGUGGAGUUUGCCGUGGAGGCCAUUGCCAAGGCGUGCUACGAGCGCAUGUUCAAGUGGCUGGUGAACCGCAUCAACCGCUCCCUGGACCGCACCAAGCGGCAGGGCGCCUCCUUCAUCGGCAUCCUCGAUAUGGCCGGUUUCGAGAUCUUCGAGCUCAACUCGUUCGAGCAGCUGUGCAUCAACUACACCAACGAGAAGCUGCAGCAGCUCUUCAACCACACCAUGUUCAUCCUGGAGCAGGAGGAGUACCAGCGCGAGGGCAUCGAGUGGAAGUUCAUCGACUUCGGGCUGGACCUGCAGCCCACAAUCGACCUGAUCGACAAACCCGGCGGCAUCAUGGCCCUGCUGGACGAGGAGUGCUGGUUCCCCAAGGCCACCGACAAGACGUUCGUCGACAAGCUCGUCUCGGCCCACUCCAUGCACCCCAAGUUCAUGAAGACGGACUUCCGCGGCGUGGCGGACUUCGCCAUCGUCCACUAUGCCGGCCGCGUGGACUACUCGGCCGCCAAGUGGCUGAUGAAGAACAUGGACCCGCUGAACGAGAACAUCGUGUCGCUGCUGCAGGGCUCGCAGGAUCCGUUCGUGGUGAACAUCUGGAAGGAUGCGGAGAUCGUUGGCAUGGCACAGCAGGCCCUGACCGACACCCAGUUCGGGGCCCGCACGCGCAAGGGCAUGUUCCGCACCGUGUCGCAUCUGUACAAGGAGCAGCUGGCCAAGCUGAUGGACACGCUGCGCAACACGAACCCCAACUUUGUGCGCUGUAUCAUACCGAACCACGAGAAGCGCGCCGGCAAGAUCGAUGCCCCCCUGGUGCUCGACCAGUUGCGUUGCAACGGCGUCCUCGAGGGCAUCCGCAUCUGCCGCCAGGGCUUCCCCAAUCGCAUACCCUUCCAGGAGUUCCGCCAGCGUUACGAACUGCUCACGCCCAACGUCAUUCCCAAGGGCUUCAUGGACGGCAAGAAGGCCUGCGAGAAGAUGAUCCAGGCGCUGGAGCUCGACUCGAACCUUUAUCGAGUGGGCCAGUCGAAGAUCUUCUUCCGCGCCGGCGUCCUCGCCCACCUGGAGGAGGAGCGUGACUUCAAGAUCUCCGACCUGAUUGUCAACUUCCAGGCCUUCUGCCGUGGCUUCCUGGCCCGCCGCAACUACCAGAAGCGGCUGCAGCAGCUCAACGCCAUCCGGAUCAUCCAGCGCAACUGCGCCGCCUAUCUCAAGCUCCGCAACUGGCAGUGGUGGCGUCUCUACACGAAGGUCAAGCCCCUGCUGGAGGUGACCAAGCAGGAGGAGAAGCUUGUCCAAAAGGAGGACGAGCUGAAGCAGGUGCGCGAGAAGCUGGACACGCUGGCGAAGAACACACAGGAGUACGAGCGCAAGUAUCAGCAGGCUCUAGUGGAGAAGACCACGCUGGCGGAGCAGCUGCAGGCCGAGAUCGAGCUGUGCGCCGAGGCUGAGGAGUCGCGUUCGCGUCUGAUGGCUCGCAAGCAGGAGCUGGAGGACAUGAUGCAGGAGCUGGAGACCCGCAUCGAAGAGGAGGAGGAGCGCGUUCUGGCCCUUGGCGGCGAGAAAAAGAAGCUCGAGCUGCAUAUCCAGGAUCUGGAGGAGCAGCUGGAGGAGGAGGAGGCCGCUCGCCAGAAGCUGCAGCUGGAGAAGGUGCAGCUCGACGCCAAGAUUAAGAAGCACGAGGAAGACCAUGCCAUCACCGACGAUCAGAACCAGAAGCUGCUCAAGGAGAAGAAGCUGCUGGAGGAGCGCGCCAACGAUCUCUCCCAGACGCUGGCCGAGGAGGAGGAGAAGGCCAAGCACCUGGCCAAGCUCAAGGCCAAGCACGAGGCCACCAUUGCAGAGCUGGAGGAGCGCAUGCACAAGGAUCAGCAGGUGCGACAGGAGUCCGAUCGCACCAAGCGGAAGAUUGAGACCGAGGUCGCCGACCUCAAAGAACAGCUCAACGAGCGUCGCGUCCAGGUGGAGGAGAUGCAGGCCCAGCUGGCCAAGCGCGAGGAGGAGCUCACCCAGACCCUGAUGCGGAUAGACGAGGAGUCGGCCACCAAGGCCACUGCCCAGAAGGCGCAGCGCGAGCUUGAGUCGCAGCUGGCCGAAAUACAGGAGGAUCUCGAGGCCGAGAAGCUGGCCCGUGCCAAGGCCGAAAAGGUGCGUCGCGACCUCAGCGAGGAGCUCGAGGCGCUGAAGAACGAGUUGCUGGACUCCCUGGACACCACAGCCGCCCAGCAGGAGCUGCGUUCUAAGCGCGAGCAAGAGCUGGCCACCCUGAAGAAGUCGCUGGAGGAGGAGACGGUCAACCACGAGGGCGUCUUGGCCGACAUGCGGCACAAGCACUCCCAGGAGCUGAACAGCAUCAAUGACCAGCUGGAGAACCUGCGCAAGGCUAAGGCUGGUCUCGAGAAGGCCAAGGGCACCCUGGAGGCGGAGAAUGCAGACCUGGCUACCGAGCUGCGUAGCGUUAAUAGCUCGCGGCAGGAGAACGAUCGCCGGCGGAAGCAGGCCGAGUCUCAGAUAGCCGAGUUGCAGGUUAAGCUGGCCGAGAUCGAACGCGCCCGCUCGGAGCUGCAGGAGAAGUGCACAAAGCUGCAGCAGGAGGCAGAGAACAUCACCAAUCAGCUGGAGGAAGCGGAACUAAAGGCCUCCGCUGCCGUCAAAUCGGCCAGCAACAUGGAGUCGCAGCUCACUGAGGCUCAGCAGUUGCUGGAGGAGGAGACGCGCCAGAAGCUGGGCCUCAGCUCCAAGCUGCGUCAGAUCGAGUCCGAAAAGGAGGCGUUGCAGGAACAGCUCGAGGAGGAUGAGGAGGCCAAGCGGAACUUUGAACGCAAACUGGCCGAGGUCACCGCCCAAAUGCAGGAGAUCAAGAAGAAGGCCGAGGAGGACGCCGAUCUGGCCAAGGAGCUGGAGGAGGGCAAGAAGCGGCUCAACAAGGACAUCGAGGCCCUGGAGCGGCAGGUCAAGGAGCUCAUCGCCCAGAACGACCGGCUGGACAAGAGCAAAAAGAAGAUUCAGUCGGAGCUGGAGGACGCCACCAUCGAGCUGGAAGCGCAGCGCACGAAGGUGCUCGAGCUGGAGAAGAAGCAGAAGAACUUCGACAAAAUCCUCGCCGAGGAGAAAGCCAUAUCAGAGCAGAUCGCCCAGGAGCGCGACACUGCCGAGCGGGAGGCGCGCGAGAAGGAGACCAAGGUGCUGUCGGUGUCCCGCGAGCUGGACGAGGCCUUUGACAAGAUCGAGGACCUCGAGAACAAGCGGAAGCAGCUCCAGAACGAGCUCGACGACCUGGCCAACACGCAGGGCACCGCCGACAAGAACGUCCACGAGCUGGAGAAGGCGAAGCGGGCGCUGGAGUCGCAGCUGGCGGAGUUGAAAGCACAAAACGAGGAGCUCGAGGACGAUCUGCAGCUGACGGAGGAUGCCAAGCUGCGCCUGGAGGUCAACAUGCAGGCCCUGCGCUCCCAGUUCGACCGCGAUCUGCAGGCCAAGGAGGAGGGCGCCGAGGAGAAGCGCCGCGGCCUGGUCAAGCAGCUGCGCGAUCUCGAGGCCGAGCUUGACGAGGAGCGAAAGCAGCGCACCGCCGCUGUGGCGGCUAAGAAGAAGCUGGAGGGCGAUUUGAAGGAGAUCGAAACCACCAUGGAGAUGCAUAACAAGGUGAAGGACGAUGCCCUGAAGCACGCCAAGAAGCUGCAGCUGCAGGUCAAGGAUGCGCUGCGCGAUGCCGAGGAGGCCAAGGCGGCCAAGGAGGAGCUGCAGGCGCUGAGCAAGGAGGCCGAACGCAAGGUCAAGGCCCUGGAGGCGGAAGUAUUGCAGCUGACCGAGGAUCUGGCCAGCUCGGAGAGGGCUCGCCGCGCCGCCGAAACGGAACGCGACGAACUGGCAGAGGAGAUCGCCAACAAUGCCAACAAGGGAUCCCUGAUGAUCGACGAGAAGCGCCGCCUGGAGACCCGCAUUGCCACUCUCGAGGAGGAGCUGGAGGAGGAGCAGUCCAACUCGGAGGUGCUGUUGGACCGCAGCCGCAAGGCGCAGCUGCAGAUCGAGCAGCUGACCACCGAACUGGCCAACGAGAAGUCCAACUCGCAGAAGAACGAGAACGGUCGCGCCCUUCUUGAGCGCCAGAACAAGGAGCUGAAGGCCAAGCUGGCCGAGAUCGAGACGGCGCAGCGCACAAAGGUGAAGGCCACCAUUGCCACGCUCGAGGCCAAGAUUGCCAACCUGGAGGAGCAGCUGGAGAACGAGGGCAAGGAGCGGCUGCUGCAGCAGAAGGCCAACCGUAAGAUGGACAAAAAGAUCAAGGAGCUGACAAUGAACAUCGAGGACGAGAGGCGCCACGUCGACCAGCACAAGGAGCAAAUGGAUAAGCUGAAUAGCCGCAUCAAGCUACUCAAGCGCAAUCUGGACGAGACCGAGGAGGAGCUGCAGAAGGAGAAGACGCAGAAGCGCAAGUACCAGCGGGAGUGCGAGGACAUGAUUGAAUCGCAGGAGGCCAUGAACCGUGAGAUUAACUCACUCAAAACGAAAUUACGACGCACCGGCGGUAUGGGCCUCAGCUCCAGCCGGCUCACGGGCACACCUUCAUCAAAGCGCACCGGCGGCGGCGGCGGCGGUGGAGACGACAGCUCAUCGGUGCAGGAUGAAUCCCUAGAUGGAGAGGACUCUGGCAAUUGACGCGUUAAUUAUUAGGUGAAGCAGAAGCGAAAUUGGAAGAGAAUAAGGAAGUGAAGAAGGCGGAGGAAGGUGAAGAUGAUGAGCGAAAUAAACGAUUAUCUUUAAUGUUUCUUUUAUAUAAUUUCUCUGUUAUUUUUUAUAUAAACUAUUAUACAUACUUAAAUUAAAACGUAAACAAACAAAACCAACAUUUUUAUAACGAAAAAACGUAAACAUACAAAAAAAAAAAACAAUGUUGUAAAACACUCCCACUUUAUACAAAACCAUAAACACAUAAGAUACUUUCCCCAUCCCUCGAAUGGCUGCAGUUUUGUGGGCAGCCAACGAAAAUAAACGUAAAAUUAUACAACACAAACCAACCAAGAAACGUAUUAACUUUGAGCUCCUCCUCCGAAUCCGAAGUCCAUAUAACAAACAGUCCAAUGACUCAAUGCUUGCAGAGAGCCAGCAAGAGCCUCAAAAGGACACUCAUUGCCACAUCAAUUAAUUACCUAACAUAGAACACAUAGAGUACUACUCGAUGCAAUAUGUAAUUCAUGCAUUUAACAACUAAAAAAAACGGUUUUCAAACAGAAAUCGAGAUCUGAACAGACCAGAAAAUCAAAUGUUGAACACGCAGCUAAUAUACGAAUUUCGUUUUUGUUUAGAACUAAACAAUAAAAUAUUUGCUACAUGAA